Leucoraja erinaceus (little skate) is the source of this 514-nucleotide messenger RNA. RefSeq names its product histone H2B-like. Gene Ontology annotation, molecular function: structural constituent of chromatin; DNA binding; protein heterodimerization activity. Gene Ontology annotation, cellular component: nucleosome. The transcript has a single exon. The record is from RefSeq and is a predicted model, not a curated record. NCBI's taxonomy places the organism in Eukaryota, Metazoa, Chordata, Chondrichthyes, Rajiformes, Rajidae. Bases 52 to 456 code for a protein of 134 amino acids.
CGCGCUCCGACUCCGAACUGGUCACUUUUGUGUUUGAAAUCCACCGAGGAAAUGCCUGAUCCGCCGAAAACCAAAGAUGCUGUAGGAUCUUUGCCGAAAACAGCCGCCAAGAAGGGCGCAAAGAAAGCUUUGCCGAAAUCCGCAGUGAAAGGGGGCAAGAAGCGUAGGAGGUCGAGGAAGGAGAGUUACUCCAUCUACAUCUACAAAGUGAUGAAGCAGGUUCACCCGGAUACCGGCAUCUCCUCCAAGGCCAUGGGCAUCAUGAACUCGUUCGUCAACGAUAUUUUCGAGCGUAUCGCGGGCGAGGCUUGCCGCCUGGCGCAUUAUAACAAGCGGGCGACCAUCAGCUCCCGAGAAAUUCAGACCGCCGUGCGCCUGCUUCUUCCCGGGGAGCUGGCCAAGCACGCCGUGUCGGAAGGGACAAAGGCGGUGACCAAGUACACCAGUUCCAAAUAAAGAUCCACACAUUGUUGAGAAAACACCGAAAACCCAACGGCUCUUUUAAGAGCCACCC